Trichomycterus rosablanca is the source of this 2001-nucleotide messenger RNA. It is a transcript of the gene hmces, whose product is annotated as 5-hydroxymethylcytosine binding, ES cell specific. Bases 112 to 1179 code for a protein of 355 amino acids. Gene Ontology annotation, molecular function: single-stranded DNA binding. The record is from RefSeq and is a predicted model, not a curated record. NCBI's taxonomy places the organism in Eukaryota, Metazoa, Chordata, Actinopteri, Siluriformes, Trichomycteridae. Gene Ontology annotation, biological process: DNA damage response. The transcript is spliced from 7 exons.
AAAAAGUGGCGCUAUUUGAGCUGUUCUCGUCUUUCUGUGACUAGCUAGCAAGAUACAAACUAAAGUUACGUUACGUUGCUAAGAAAAAGCAGUUGCACACAGGGUGUAAACAUGUGUGGUAGGACUGCUUGCACUCUUGCUUCGGAUGAGGUUCGCCGUGCCACCCGUUACAGAGACCGAACGGGACGGAACCGCCGGCCGAAUUGGAAAAAUGGUGAUGAUGAUAAAUACAGGCCUUCUUACAACAAGAGUCCUCAAUCCUUCAGCCCCGUCAUGCUGUCAAACAGACACUUUAAUAAGGACGCCCCAGUGGAUGAGUGCGUGUUGGCAACGAUGCGGUGGGGCCUGGUGCCUGCCUGGUUUAGGGAAAGUGACCCAAACAAAAUGCAGUACAGCACCUCCAACUGUCGUGGUGAGAGCCUGCUAGAGAAGAAGUCCUACAAGGACCCUCUCUUGAAGGGACAGCGAUGUGUCAUUCUAGCCGAUGGCUUCUACGAGUGGAGGAGACAGGAGAAAGACAAACAGCCGUUCUUUAUCUACUUCCCACAGAGAGAUGGAACACCAGGGUCCGGCCAAACAGAUACUCAAGAGGACGAUGACGGCAAGACUUCUAGUGGACCAUGUGAAAGAACGGCAGAGGUCAGAGAAGAGAAUGGUGAGUGGACGGGAUGGCGCCUGCUCACCAUUGCUGGGCUGUUUGACUGCUGGGCACCCCCCGGCGGUGGCGAGGUUUUGUACACUUAUACAGUCAUCACUGUGAACGCCUCACCAAACCUGCAGAGCAUCCAUGACAGGAUGCCAGCCAUUCUGGACGGAGACGAAGAGGUGAGGCAGUGGUUGGAUUUUGGAGAGGUGCGCUCACUGGAAGCUUUGAAACUGCUCCAGUCCAAGUCGUGCCUGAUCUUCCACCCUGUCUCAACAAUCGUCAACAGCUCCCGCAACAACUCGCCCGAGUGCCUGCAGCCCAUUGAUCUCGCUGCUAAGAAGGCCCCCCAGUCAUCAGCCAGCAGUAAGAUGAUGAUGAGCUGGCUAAAAACCGGCUCACCAAAAAAGAGGAAAGAACCAGAUGAUGCAGAACCGACAGGAAACCCUGCAGGAGAAAAGCAAAAGUCUAAACCGGCUGGUCUGCUGCAGCAGUGGCUGCAGGGAAACGGUGCCAGCAAGAAACCAAGAACAUAAGUGUCCUUUCAGUUAGUUCUCCACAUUGUUUGAGACAUUUUUCAACACUGGAUUUAUAGUAAAUGUUUGAGUUUAUUGGCAGUUUAAUUUGCUUCACAGUAUUUGGAUAUACUGAAUUCCCUUGUGCACUCUGGCAACCUUUGCGGGUUGCAACACACCCCUGCUGGACGAACAGGGCUUCAGGAAAGCAGAGGUUUGCUGGUUCAAGCCCCAAAACUACCACGAUCCUUAACCCUCUAUUGUUUGCAUUAUAUUCAGUCACAACUGUAUUAAGAUGUUCUAAUAUUCUUUAUGGGGCGGCUCGGUGGGCAGCACCGUCACCUCACAGCAAGAAGGUCCUGGGUUCGAUCCCAAGGUGGGGCGAUCUGGGUCCUUUCUGUGUGGAGUUUGCAUGUUCUCCCCGUGUCUGCGUGGGUUUCCUCCCACAGUCCAAAAACAUGCAGUCAGAUUAAUUGGAGACACUGAAUUGCCCUAUAGGUGAAUGUGAGUGUGUGUGAGUGUGUGUGUGUGUGUGUGUGUGUGUGUGUGUGUGUGUGUGUGCCCCCCCCCCCCCCGACCCCGACCCCGACCCCGACCCUAAUUGGAUAAGUGGUUAAGAAAAUGAACGAAUAAAUAAUAUUCUUUAUUAAUCUUUAUUGGUUAGAAGGCCAGUGUUAGUCGGUGUUUAUACAGUAUUAGGUUGUACGUUCACACUGUGGAAAGAAGGCGCGAAUCAAACGAUUUAUUCAACAAGGUUUUUUAUUUUUUUACUUUCAAAUACAUUUAUUUUCAAACGAUGUUUAUGCUCUGCUAUAAUAAAUGUUCAUGUUAAUUAAUGCUUCA